Dioscorea cayenensis subsp. rotundata (Guinea yam) is the source of this 617-nucleotide messenger RNA. RefSeq names its product CASP-like protein 2C1. The transcript is spliced from 3 exons. Bases 83 to 475 code for a protein of 130 amino acids. The record is from RefSeq and is a predicted model, not a curated record. Lineage: Eukaryota; Viridiplantae; Streptophyta; Magnoliopsida; Dioscoreales; Dioscoreaceae.
AACCUUAUUUAAAAAAUAACAAAAGAAAAUAAAUUGAGAUCCAGAGAUCAUCUAUAGAAAUAUCAAAGAGAAGUAGCCAGAGAUGGGAAACAAAGUGAGAAUAGGUGAAGGGAUUCUUAGGCUAAUAUCCAUGGUGUUGGCCACCAUGACUGCCCUUGUCAUUGGCCUUAGCACUCAAACAAAGACAGUCUUCUUCAUUGAAAAGAAGGCCACUGCCAAGGACUUGCAGCCACUCUGGAUUGCAAUAAUUGUAGCUUCAGUGCUUGCUGGUUAUCAACUCAUUCAAUUGUGUAAAUGCUUGGCUUCAACUUGGCUUUCACUUUCAGAAACUACUUGCAAAUGCACUCUUCUUUUGGCUUGGCUUUCCCUCUUCUUAGACCAGGGAACAACAUACUUGAUGUUUGCGAGCACGGUAGCUGCGACACAAGCAUCAAUGAUAGCAGUCACCGGAGUCAAACCCAUUUCAAUGGACUAAGUUAUGCAACAUUUACACUAUAUUUUGCUUUCAAAUAGGUGGAGGUAUCUUUUGCGGCUUAAUGGCUUCUGUCGCUAUGGCUUUUGUCGCUUCUAUUUCUGCCAACCGCUUCUUUAAACUUUAUUCUUCUAAUUAUCGUCUA